Molecule: messenger RNA, 1104 nt
Organism: Drosophila rhopaloa
Lineage: Eukaryota; Metazoa; Arthropoda; Insecta; Diptera; Drosophilidae
Product: phenoloxidase-activating factor 2-like
Exons: 3
Coding region: 1-1104 (367 amino acids)
Biological process (GO): proteolysis
Molecular function (GO): serine-type endopeptidase activity
Source: RefSeq, a predicted model, not a curated record
AUGGGACAUUUCUGGACAACCGCAGCUCUUAUUUUAAGCUGCAUCCUUUUGGGUGAAGCCUGUAAUUCCUGUGUUUCUAGAGAAGUCUGCUUAAAAAGUGACGACAUAAAUUCUGUGAGAUGUGCUCCCCAUCUAGUCUGUUGUGAAAUUCUCCACGAAUAUUUUACAUGGGAUUUGACUGGAAAUAAUAAUGAGCCAGAAAGAUCAACAACAGCGGAGCCAAUAAUACCCUACCCAGGAUUCAGGACAUUCAGAACAGAGGAAGGACUGAGCAUUCCAUUCGGAUUAUCAACAGACGGCCUGAGCAAUCCAAACGGUUUGGAUGCCACCAAGUAUAUGACCAAUGAGCAAUCAAGGCCCGGACAGUUUCCCUGGGUGAUGGCUCUGUUCGACACAGAUAAGUACUUUGCGGGCGGUUCCCUGAUUAGAUCAGAUGUUGUCCUCACAGCUGCCCACAAGCUAAGGAACAAGUACGCCAAUCAAAUAGUGGUCAGAGCUGGCGAAUGGGACAUGGGCUGCCAAACAGAGAGUUUUAGUCAUGAUGAACGUGAAGUAUACGAGAUAACGCUCCACGAAAACUUCGAAUUUAAAACUGGUGCCAACAACGUAGCGCUUCUCUUCCUAACCAGGCCUUUUGUUUUAAACAAUCACAUCAGAAUCAUCCCGAUCCCGGAGCCAGGAAAUUCGUACGAUGGACGUCGCUGCACGGUUGCCGGUUGGGGUAAGACAAAGGAAAGUGAUCUAGAUAACUCCAGCAUUCUCAAGAAAGUCGAGCUACCAAUGCUGAGGAGAGACCAAUGUGAGGAACAGUUGAGGAGAACGAGGUUGGGCUGGAACUUUAAGCUGCCUGAGAGUUUUGUUUGCGCCGGAGGUGAACCUGGCAAGGAUGCCUGCGUAGGAGAUGGAGGAUCUCCUUUAUUCUGCGCCAAGGGACAAUCAGAUCGCUACGAGCAGGUCGGCAUCGUAACCUGGGGCAUGGGAUGUGGAGUGGGUGGUGUUCCCGCAACUUACACGAAUGUGGCUAUGUUCAACGAGUGGAUUACCGAAAAAAUGCUACCUUUUGUCUACAGAAAAGGACAGGCAACGGUUUCACCAGUACGCUAA